CUAAAAAUCAAAAACUGUGGACAUCGAUAAACAUAAAUGCCUAGCAACCCAAGGCCGAAGGUCAGUUUGUUUUGCAUGGAAUGGAAGCAUGUUCGACAGCAUAACUUUUGUUGAAAAGGCCAUCCACCUCUCACUUGGAUUCUACAAGGCCUCGUUUGACAGUAAGUCAUCGUACUGUCAAAAACUCCCUGUACAAUGCGACGGAACCCACUGCGGGCUGGCAGCGAGAGAGUGAGCGCUCCUCUGAAGACCUAAGGCUUGCUGUAGCCUCUCUUACCUUUCAAUUUCAGCAAGAAAAUAACACCCAAAAGUAUUGCAGCGGCGGCGGAUUCGAACCCGUCACCGACACCUCCGCUUCACCGCCGAGAAAUGAACAACCCAAGAAGAGAGAAAAAGCAUACCUGCUUCCUCUAAAGGCACCGACAUUCAUGGUUAACUGGUCAAUGAGCCCAGCCGAUUUGGGCUCCACACUUGACGCCUUGGCGUACUUUACCCCUAGACCCUCCCCGGAUGGCACGAAUAACAGGGCAUAGAAAUCAAAAACAGCAGAAUCGCAACUAGAAAUCAAGAAAAAAAAUGUGGGAUCUUCCUCGAAAACGUCAUUCGUGAUGCCAUCACCUACACAAAGCACGCUCGUCGAAAGACUGUCACUGCCAUGGACAUCGUCUAUGCUCUCAAGAGGCAGGGCAUGACUCUCUAUGGGUUCGGUGGUUAGGGUUUCUUGCAUCUAGGAGUGAACUAGUGAACACGCUCACCGGAAGACCGUCACUGCCAUGGACGUCGUCUAUGCUCUCAAGAGGCAGGGCAGGACUCUCUACGGGUUCGGUGGUUGGGGUUUCUUGCAUCGAGAAGUGAACUAGUGAAGAUUUUACUUUGUUUUUUACUUCUCUUAUAUCUCUUAUGGGCAUUUGUUAAUACGAAGGGAACCGGAGACUCUCCUCCUGCUGCAGUUACACUUGCGGAGCCGGAGCCGGCGUCACAUCCCACGAUCAUAGUACAGGGGGUGGUAUCGGAAGGAUAGUGUAUCCGAAGGUUAUAUGUAUCCACCAUUCUGACAUCUCUUGUCAAUGCUGUAAGCUCAUUCCACAUGCCCAUACAUGGCAUUGAUGGCCUCGAUGGCCUCAGUUGUGCCAUCAUGUAGCUUGGUGUAUUGUCAAUGUUUCAAUGAGAAGCACUUGAGAGGUGCAAUAUCUUUUGAAGCUCAGCAAGGAUAUCGAAAUGCUUUUGGAAGAAAGAUGAGGUUUAGCAAUUUUCUCUACUCCAAGCUUUCUAAAUUAUGCUCUCGAUCAAAUCACAAGUUUGCUCAAAAGCUAUUGGAGGAAGUGAACAGUUAUGGCACAGCAAGCAUCUCAGACCGAUCAAAAUUGCUCCAUAAGGUUUCUAUUUUGAUGGGUUACAACAAUGUGGAAGACCUAAUUGAGAAUGAAAGAGAUAGAAGAGAAUCUGAUGAAUAUCUGAAAGAUGCAAUGGAUGAGAUUGAUGUUUCAUUAUCCUACAAAAGAUUCCCAUCUAUCAUUUUGGGUAGUUCUCCACUAGUUGAACUGUAUAAAGAAACUGAAUUUCAAAUGGAAAGAAUGGAGCUUCUACCAGAUCAGAGCUAUGAUGGUUCUCUCUCAAGUUCUAUGGGUAUGAAGUUGGUUGAGCCAGAUGGACCAAGUGAAACAGGAGCCUCUUUGGACUGCCCAGUUUCAAAAGUGAACUCAUCAUCCUCAUCAGAUGAAGAAAACUCUGUAGUGUUGCCUUCAUUUCCUCAGCCCAUGGCUUUAGAUACUAACAUGAAGUCAGAUGCAAAAACUAUCAUAAAGGAGUCUUCAACGAAUGUGAGACCUGAAUCAGAACAAGAUGUAGCAUCUCUUGAACAUAUUCUUGACAAACCCAUCAGCCAGAUACUUGGAUUACGCAAGAAGUAUUGUCAGCAGCUUGAAAAGUGCGGUUUUCAUACGAUUCGGAAGUUGCUACAUCAUUUUCCUCGAACAUAUGCUGAUACACGGAAUGCUCAAGGGGAAAUUAAUGAUGGGGACUAUUUGAUCUUUAUUGGGAAAGUCUUAUCUUCAAGGGGAAUUAGAGCCAAUGCAUCCUUUUCAUUCCUUGAAGUUGUUGUGGGUUGUGAGAUCAUAAAAGGCAAAGUUAGCUCAGAAGUUAAUAGUGGUGAUCUUGAUUGCAUGCAAAAGAAGAUGAUUUAUUUGCAUUUGAAAAAGUUUUUUCGUGGUACCCGUUUUGCAAAUCACCAUUUUCUUAGAAUUCUUCAGUCCAAGCAUAAAGAGGGAGACCUUGUAUGUAUCAGUGGUAAGGCAUAUGUGGGGAUUCAUCGCCCAACAGAUUUAAAUGAAGCAGAUUUAGCUCGUAGAAGGUUAAUAUUUGAUGAAUUCUUUUACCUUCAGUUGGCUCGACUCUUUCAAAUGCUUGAAGCACUUGGCACACGAAUAGAGAAAAUUGGGUUGUUGGAUAAGUUCCGAAAAGAUGAACUGAAUACUGUCCUAAUUGAUGAUUGGUCUAACCUCACAAAGAAAAUGUUGAAGGCUCUUCCAUAUUCCCUUACCCCUAGUCAAUUAGAUGCAGUUUCAGAAAUUAUUUGGGAUUUAAAGCGGCCUGUGCCCAUGAAUCGACUUUUGCAGGGGGAUGUUGGAUGCGGGAAAACAGUGGUUGCCUUUUUGGCCUGCAUGGAGGUUAUUGGCUCAGGUUAUCAGGCAGCUUUCAUGGUUCCAACUGAACUACUUGCUAUCCAGCACUAUGAGCAUUUUCUUUCUUUGCUGGAGAAUAUGGAGGAGGAUCAGUUUAAGCCAUCUGUUUCUCUACUUACAGGUUCAACAUCAUCAAAACAAGCACGGAUAAUCCGUCAGGGUCUGCAAUCUGGAGAUAUCUCACUAGUCAUUGGAACCCACAGCCUAAUAGCUGAUAAAGUGGAUUUUUCAGCAUUGCGUAUUGCUGUGGUUGAUGAACAACAUCGCUUUGGUGUGAUCCAGAGAGGAAGGUUUAACAAUAAGUUGUAUUCAGCUUGUGCAAGUUUGAGAGCAGGUGCUGCAAACACAGAUGGGUCCUCUACUAAUGAUGCAUAUAUGGCACCUCAUGUUCUUGCAUUGACUGCCACUCCUAUCCCAAGGACACUUGCUUUGGCUUUAUAUGGGGAUAUGUCUCUAACCCAAAUAACUGAUGUACCUCCUGGAAGAAUACCGGUUGAGACAUGCACUUUUGAAGGGAAUGAGAAUGGAUUUGAAAAUGUUUACCAGAUGAUGCAGGAUGAGUUACAGAAAGGUGGGAAGGUUUAUCUUGUGUAUCCUAUCAUUGAUGAAUCUGAGCAGCUGCCCCAGCUUCGUGCUGCUUCUUCAGAUCUUGAGACCAUAGCUUGCAAAUUUAAGGGAUACAAUUGCGGACUGUUGCAUGGAAGAAUGAAAAUUGAUGAGAAAGAUGAAGCACUACGACGGUUUCGAUCAGGAGAAACACGUAUACUUCUUUCAACUCAGGUGAUUGAAAUUGGAGUAGAUGUUCCUGAUGCAUCCAUGAUUGUAAUCAUGAAUGCUGAAAGGUUUGGAAUAGCUCAGCUACACCAACUGAGAGGACGAGUUGGACGUGGGGCAAGGAAGUCCAGAUGUAUUUUCUUGUCUUCCACUGCAAGUGGUCUAAACCGGUUGAAAGUGCUGGAGAAGUCAUCUGAUGGUUUUUACCUGGCAAAUGUGGACCUCCUUCAUCGUGGACCAGGUGACUUGCUUGGUAAGAAACAGUCGGGACACCUCCCAGAAUUUCCUGUUGCAAGAUUGGAGGUUGAUGGCAAUAUUCUACAAGACGCACAUCUUGCUGCAUUGAAAAUCUUGACUAUUUCUCAUGAUCUGGAGCAAUUCCCAAAACUAAAAGCUGAACUUAGCAUGCGCCAGCCUCUUUGUCUUCUGGGUGAUUGAUUCUUGGUUGUGUAAAGCCUAGUCGGCUACAAAACCCAUGUUCAAGAUGGCAUUAUUACAAUGUCAAUGGACUGAUGCCCGAUGGCAAUUGCAUCGCAAAGCUAUCUUGACCUUUUUGUAUGUAGUAUGUCCCAAUCUUUGAGAUGGUACGACUGUAACUGCACUAGAUGUAUUUCCUUCAUCAAAAUGUGAAAUUUUGAAAUUAUUAUAUGCAUAGCUUGUUAGUUUUAGCAGUAAGUGUAGUUAUGUAUAUGUGAAAUUUAUGGCAAUUGUGCUAUUUGAUGUGUGAACUUGUGUGCAUAAUUUGGGGAAUAAGUGUACAUGAGAGGAGAAUAUAUACAACAUACUUGUAACUA
Nelumbo nucifera (sacred lotus) is the source of this 4249-nucleotide messenger RNA. The record is from RefSeq and is a predicted model, not a curated record. Lineage: Eukaryota; Viridiplantae; Streptophyta; Magnoliopsida; Proteales; Nelumbonaceae.